Messenger RNA from Macrobrachium nipponense, 537 nucleotides. Its product is annotated as glutamic acid-rich protein-like. Bases 1 to 537 code for a protein of 178 amino acids. NCBI's taxonomy places the organism in Eukaryota, Metazoa, Arthropoda, Malacostraca, Decapoda, Palaemonidae. The transcript has a single exon. The record is from RefSeq and is a predicted model, not a curated record.
AUGAAUCGUGCGUCAGGCAGGCGAACGAAAAAUUAUGAAACUCUGCCACCAGUUGUUUGGCCGACAGUACAAGGGAAUAAGGUUCAAACGCAAGUCUCGGUAGAGGAACAAGUGGAGAAUAAAGAAGUGAGAAGACAAGGCCAGGAGGAUCGAAUGGAGGGAGAUGGUCAGGAGGAAGAUCGACAGGAGGAAGAUCGUCAGGAGGAAGAUCGUCAGGAAGAAGAUCGUCAGGAGGAAGAUCGUCAGGAAGAAGAUCGUCAGGAGGAAGAUCGACAGGAGGAAGAUCGACAGGAGGAACAUCGUCAGGAGGAAGAUCGUCAGGAAGAAGAUCGUCAGGAGGAAGAUCGUCAGGAAGAAGAUCACCAGGAGGAAGAUCGACAGAAGGACUCUUCUAGUGGAAAUGUCGAGAUAUUAAGCCAAAAGGAAAAUGAAAAUGGAAACGUUAUUGAGGAUACUGUUACGAAUAGGGAGCAGGAUACAAUGGAAUUGGUUACUAACUUGAAUAUGGAACUAAAGACCUUUCAGUGUUACCCGUAA